AUGGAAAGCGAAUCGUGCAAGCCAAAUUCGGAAGGUCUUCAAAUCUUGCCUACGGAGCUUCUGCUGUCGGUAUUUGAGUAUCUAGACUCCGAUGACAAGCGAGCAUUUUCAAGAUGCUCUAGGGCCUGCUAUUUCCUUACCUUUCGACUUCGGAUUCGCGGUAUCUAUUGGCAAUCGUGUUACAGCACCACGACCCCCACUUUCCUACGACGGUUCGAAGACGGACAGUCUUUCUCUCCACUUGUCAAACAUAUCAAAUCUGCUAAAUUCGAUUUCAAGACCAUUCAGGGUCUUUCCACACCGCUAACCGUAUUAUCGAAGUUCCCAGCUAUAACCAGUAUCAAAAUCUGCCUCGGCGAAACAUACUACUUAGAAAGAAAUUUAUAUGUCAGGAUCCUAUCUUUCCUCAUCACCCUUCCGUACUAUGAUAAUCUUAUAUAUCUCGGCUUUGUAUGGAGGGGUGAUGAGGUAACGAUAGAGUGGGACUCAUCUUAUGACAGGGAGCACAUCCAUGAUGACCCCCACGAACUGUAUUCCGGCGCGGUGGUGGAUAGGACCUAUACGAUCGAAGACCAGCGCGCGGAACUUAUAAAAGAGCUCCAUUCAUCUCAGUGGGAACGCCGGAGUUUUGAGUGGACGAAAGUUGCUCUUUGUGAAGAAGAAUUCCUUGGGAAAUACGUUUCACCGAUUGGGCUUAAUCAGCUAGUUUUAAGAGGUGAGGUACGCCUCCCCAAGGGCCUUCGAUCGCUUCAGCUUGGGAUACCAAAAUGUGAACCCUCAUUCUACCUGCCUUUACUUCGCUGCGAGGAAAUCACCUCCCUUUUCCUGAGUAUCCCAUCCAGAGACACGGCAGUCAGUCCGAUAUACCCCGAGCUAAACACCAUGAUCGAACUCCCGCGUAUCAAAGACCUUACCCUCUACUUCCAUUCGGCAAACUUUUUCCACUACGAAAAACUCUUGAAACAGCUACCAAGUCAAUUCCCUAAUAUAACGUCCUUGACAUCUAGAGGUGUCAAGUAUGUGGGAACGUUUCUUGUUCCACUCCCCGACUUCCCAAAGCUUGAGUCUCUUGACCUAGACGUACAUAAACUCUGGGAGAUCGAAAUUGCAGAAAACCCACUUAAGAACAGGUUGGAAAUUGGCGGUUAUCCUGAACUAAGAACGUUCAAGCUGACUGCCUUUGAGGAUGACGAGGAGGUGCAAAUAAUUUGUAGUAUUUCGAGGUUUAAGGGAUUGGAUGGCGGCAAAGAGACUUAUGGUUUCUAUUGGGAAGAACUCCGCAACGGCCACCUUAGCGCUAUGGUUCGUAAAGAAUCAAACAAUCAUGAAAAUGAAGAAGCUUAA
This is a messenger RNA of Orbilia oligospora ATCC 24927, 1344 nucleotides long. RefSeq lists its product as uncharacterized. The transcript is spliced from 2 exons. NCBI's taxonomy places the organism in Eukaryota, Fungi, Ascomycota, Orbiliomycetes, Orbiliales, Orbiliaceae. The record is from RefSeq and is a predicted model, not a curated record. The coding region runs from base 1 to 1344 and encodes 447 amino acids. Gene Ontology annotation, molecular function: protein binding.